UGAUGCUGUUGGAAACGUUUGCGGUGGUCAGUAUCGAAUUUUCCUCGGACCCCGUAGUCGAACCAUGUCGAGCCUCCGCAAGCUGCUGCCGCUUGGCAACCGUGUCCUCAUCAAGAAGGCCGAGCCCGUGCUCAAGACGGCCGGUGGCAUCUACCUCCCCGACUCGGCCAAGAGCACGCAGAACGAGGGCGAAGUCGUCGCCGUCGGCCCCGGCGCCCGCAACCACGAGGGCACGAUCAUCCCCAUGAACGUGGCCGUCGGCGACAAGGUGCUCCUCCCGGAAUACGGCGGCAGCCUCCUCAAGCUCGGCGAAGACGAGUUCCACUUGUUCCGUGACGAAGACAUCCUCGGCAAGUUCAACUAAAUGUCAUUUGCCGCCUGUAGUUUUGAUAGAAAGACGUAUUGCGUCGCCUGUAAAAAAGCCCUCUCAAUGGACAUCACUGGUGAAAGGGAUA
This is a messenger RNA of Saprolegnia diclina VS20, 455 nucleotides long. Its product is annotated as chaperonin GroS. The record is from RefSeq and is a predicted model, not a curated record. The transcript has a single exon. Lineage: Eukaryota; Oomycota; Saprolegniomycetes; Saprolegniales; Saprolegniaceae. Gene Ontology annotation, cellular component: mitochondrial matrix. Gene Ontology annotation, molecular function: protein folding chaperone; protein-folding chaperone binding; ATP binding. Bases 65 to 364 code for a protein of 99 amino acids.